Kwoniella mangroviensis CBS 8507 is the source of this 828-nucleotide messenger RNA. RefSeq lists its product as uncharacterized. Gene Ontology annotation, biological process: mitochondrial respiratory chain complex III assembly; protein insertion into mitochondrial inner membrane from matrix. Gene Ontology annotation, molecular function: ATP hydrolysis activity; ATP binding. The transcript has 5 exons. The coding region runs from base 1 to 828 and encodes 275 amino acids. The record is from RefSeq and is a predicted model, not a curated record. Gene Ontology annotation, cellular component: mitochondrial inner membrane. Lineage: Eukaryota; Fungi; Basidiomycota; Tremellomycetes; Tremellales; Cryptococcaceae.
AUGAUCGGUGCUCUCGCUGCCAAACUCAAUUUGGACAUAUACCUCGUUAACCUGGGCGGUAAGAGUCUCGACGAUGACAAACUUCAAGAAUUGUUACAAGCUUGUCCCGGCAAAUGCCUCUUACUGAUGGAAGACAUCGAUUGCGCGUUCACCACCAAAAAGCCUCAAGACGAAGAAGAGGUUCACCCACCACAACAUCCCAACUCCCCUGCUUUGGCCAACGCGAUCAGGAAUGGGCAAUUACCCAAAUUUGCCAGACAGUCAAAAGAAGGUAUCACCCUCUCAGGCCUUCUGAACGCUCUGGACGGUGUGGCUUCGGGUGAAGGUCGAUUAUUGUUCUGCACGACUAAUUGGAAAGAUAGAAUUGAUUCAGCUUUGUCCAGACCAGGCCGAUGUGACAUUUGGAUAGAAUUCAAACACGCUACCAGAUCCCAAGCUAAAUCGCUAUUCGAGUACUUUUAUCGAUCCGACCCCGAUUCACAAGACACUAUUAACGAAGAUGAGAAACCAGCGAUGGAUAUCACAUCCCUCGCCGAAGGAUUUUCGUCGCAUAUUCCAGAUGAUGUAAUCUCCGUAUCGGCUCUGCAAGGGUAUUUGAUGAGGCAUAAGAGACAACCUGAAUUGGCUGUUGAGAAUGUACGAUCAUGGGUCGAAAAGGGCUGUGGACAAGGUCCGACUCCGUUGUUACAUGAUGGGAAAGUUGAUCUCAAGGUUAUUGGUAAUACCGUGGAAACUGAUACAGAGAAAGCCAAGGUGAAGGUAAACGGAGUCAAGGUGAAUGGUCAUAUGGAGGAGGAGAAAGGUGAAGAUAUGGUGGAUGAGGCGUAA